Messenger RNA from Salvelinus sp. IW2-2015, 5668 nucleotides. RefSeq names its product metal regulatory transcription factor 1. Gene Ontology annotation, biological process: regulation of transcription by RNA polymerase II. The record is from RefSeq and is a predicted model, not a curated record. Gene Ontology annotation, molecular function: RNA polymerase II cis-regulatory region sequence-specific DNA binding; DNA-binding transcription factor activity, RNA polymerase II-specific. Lineage: Eukaryota; Metazoa; Chordata; Actinopteri; Salmoniformes; Salmonidae.
GAAAGUUAGUGCAAAAAGGGUCAAUGCAGAUACUCUUGGUAGCUAUUUGGUUAACUAUUUAACUAACUACAGUAUUUAGCUGUCUUAUGGAUUGGGAGUAGAAGCUGUUCAGGAUCUUGUUGUUUACAUAUGUUGUGCAUCGGUCCAGCUUCUCAUGCGGUAGCAGAGAGAACAGUCUGACUUGGGUGUCUGGAGUCUGACAAUUUUUAGUGCCUUCCUUACACUGCCUGGUAUUGAGUUCCUGGUAUAGAGGUCCAUUCGGGUGUUAUUGGAUUUAUUUGCUAUUUGUUAGCCACUCUGACACAUUUUUCUCAAUAAAAUGGGAGUAGCCUUUGCAGUUGAGCUGGCCGCUUAAAGGAAAGGACUCAAAUCUUCCCAUGUAACUGUCAUACUCAUGGAAUUUGUUGCAUGAAUUAGCCUAAAUCCAUUUAUAGCUACAUCUAGACCUUACUCCAAUGCAUCGUAGAGAAUAGAUGAGUUUUAUAAUUUCACUCCAGCGUUAGGGAAUAGGUAUAAUGGUUAUGGUGCUAUGCAUGGCAUGUUUGAAGAUGACGAGUAGCCUACACUACCACUUUUGUAACCAAACUUUAGGCUAUAGAUUUGGUGGCUUUUAACUGGCACUGCCAGAAAACUGUUCAGUUAUCUUCUCUAGUUGCAUUCUCAAUAUAGCCAGGUGUUGUCUUCAAUAGCAAGUGUUCCACGCUUGUCUUUGGAUUAAAAAUAACUGCUCUGCAUUGUCCCACUUACCUACCUUUGCAAUACUCCACCAAAUAUAUUUCCAAGUAUUUGUAUUCUGCUCUUGGAAGGUGGAAAUAUUAGCCUCAAGUGUCAAAGCAUUUUUGUUUUUCCCUUAAAUCUUCUGUUUACAGUAUUUGCUUGGGAGUCACGUAGGCCUUCCCCAUUUAGCCAAAUAGCUACAGGGUUAGCCCAGGUCACUGACUGAAAGUAGGCUCUAGGUACUUUAAUUGCAAGGAAUCAUAAUUUGUUAUAUUCUUUACUUCAAUGGGUCAAGAUGUAGCAAGCAGAGAGAUUGUUUCUGUAAACAGAAUUGUUUUGAAAUUCAGAGAAGGGUAGGUCAGCGCUCACUUCCCUGCAUUUAAAAUGAACACAUUGACUUUGAAGUGGCACAGCACRACUCAUCAAAGCCACCACCCUCACACUUUCCUGUCUAUCCUCCUCUGUGCAGGAACAAGUGAGCACGCCGUCCUCUGCGCACACUCACCCACCAGAGGCGGCCAGCCCAGCCGGGACCAUGAGCGAGCGUGGCCCUCGCACGGAGGCCUCCAUGUUUUUGGAGGUGGACCGCCUCGAGCGCGAUGACAACGAUGAAGACAAGAUGGCGCACUACGACGACGACGACAAAGACGAUGCCGACCUAAUGUCGGCACCCUCGGGCUCCCGCGUCUACGACCGCACUACGGUGCUCAUCGAGCAGGACCCCAUCCGGCUGGACGAGGAGGGAGAGGAGGACCAUGGACACUGCGUGGGGGACGACGACGGGGGSACUUUCCUAGUCGACGGGGACCUGGACGAGGAGGACGAGGAGGAGGGCUCUAUGACCUUCAUGGGCGACCAGGACGGCAUGUCGCAGGGAUACGUGCAUCACACCAUCUCGCCCGACCAGAUCCAGUUCAUCAUCAACCCGGGGUCCAUGGCCAUGCCGCGCAACAUCGAGGGGGCCACCCUCACUCUGCACUCCGAGUGUCCAGAAACCAAGCAAAGGGAGGUGAAGAGGUACCAGUGCAUGUUUGAGGGCUGCACACGGACCUACAGCACGGCGGGCAACCUGCGCACACACCAGAAGACCCACCGGGGCGAGUACACGUUUGUGUGCAACCAGUUGGGCUGCGGCAAGGCCUUCCUCACCUCCUACAGCCUGAAGAUCCACGUGCGCGUUCACACCAAGGAGAAGCCCUUUGAGUGCGACGUGCAGGGCUGCGAGAAGGCCUUCAACACCCUGUACAGACUGAAAGCACACCAGAGACUGCACACGGGGAAGACGUUCAACUGUGAAUCAGAGGGAUGCACAAAGUACUUUACCACACUCAGUGACCUGAGGAAGCACAUUCGCACUCAUACUGGGGAGAAACCAUUCCGGUGUGACCAUGAUGGUUGUGGCAAGGCGUUUGCUGCCAGCCAUCACCUAAAGACGCAUGUACGGACACACACAGGGGAGAAGCCUUUCAACUGUCCCAGUGACGGCUGUGAGAAAGCAUUCAGCAGCCAGUACAGUUUGAAGAGUCACGUGAGGGGCCAUGGGGCUAAGGGCCAGCCCUUCAGUGUCACCCUCACCCACCCCUUGUCCGAGGAUGCAAAUCAUUCACUGUGCCUCAGUGACUUGAGCCUCAUCUCGACUGACUCGGAGCUCAGAGAAAACAUCCACAAUUCUCAGAACUUGGACUUGAGCAGUGUUACCCCCGUGAGGAUCUUCGAGCUCAUGUUCCAGAGUCCGGAGAACAGUGUUAGUCAAGACGAUGCACAUCCUCACGAGCGCCUUGUUGAAGCCUUUGGCCAGGAGACUGGCCAGUCCACCAUGGGCGAUGGAUCCACCCCCAUCUCCUUCUCGUUCUCCCUCGUUCCUUCCUCCUCAUCCUCCUGUUCCCACUCCCACCCUCACCCUCACUCCCACACCACCACCACCACUGUCCUUGAGGCUUCCUCCCAGAUCCCUCUAAGCCAAACCCCCUCUUCCCAGACUCCAGCACCUCCUGCCCCCAUUAGUAAUAUUACCACAGUCAGCUCUACCCAGCACCCUGCCACCUUCGUACCCUUACCCACUGCCCUGCAGACGCCAGAUGUGCCUGCCCCCUACGUGGCACUGCCCGCCCAGACUGCUCCAAUAGUGCCCUCUACUGUGCCAGUAGUGGUGCCAGGCCCAGCCCUGGCCAACGCGGCUCUGGGCGCUGUAGUCGCCACCACAGAGACUGUGCCGCUGCCGGCCGUGGCUCACACUCACACCGUGCCUUUGGCCAGCAACACCAACCCUGCCCUGGUGCCCCCAGCYUCUGCCCCCACUUUCACCCCAAGCCACAGCCACACCCAGAGCCUGCUGCAGCCCAGCAUCAUCAUGUCCGACCAGAACCUGCAGUGGAUCCUUAACACCGCAGCCAACAACCAGCAGAACCCAGAGCAAGCGGCACACGGAGGUCCAAAAGUAGAGAAGGUCUUCUUUACCACAGCCAUACCAGUGGGAGGAAAUUCAGGCAACUCUGUCCAGCAGAUCGGCCUCAGCCUUCCCGUCAUCAUCAUCAAACAGGAGGAGUCAUGCCAGUGUCAGUGUGCCUGCAGGGACUCUGCUAAAGACAAGACCUCCAACAAGAGCAGCAACGCCUCGGCAGCACCACAACAACAGCCCGCAGUGCCCCCCACUCCUCCACCUCCCCCCGCUCCCGUGGCACUGCCCUUUCCCCCCGUACUCCCCCCGGCGCCCUCUUUCCCCUUGUGCUGCCUCCCACCGCUCACCUCAGAAGUGAACGAGUCCCUGCCUCUUCCCCAAACAGGUGCAGUACUAGGACCGGGUAGCCCCUCAACCUCUGUACAUACGUUCUCCACAGGGGUGGCCACGGCGACCACCAACCCCCCUCCUAUCACGGAUGGUUUGGCCACCAUGGACGUGUCGGACUUCCUGUCCCUGCAGAGCCCCGAGAGCACGGCCAACAUCGAGGCUCUGCUACUGGUGACCAGCAGUGACGACUUCACUAUGGCUGGCGCUAGCACCACCAUCAACCCCUAGUGGACACUAAGGCUUUGUCCCUAUUCUCCACCCUUCUCUUGCAUACUCCCAGUCAUGGAUUUAAAAGCAUUGAGUUGGUGUAAGCGUUGGACAGAGGGAGUUUCUACCAUUGUUAAAUUAAAGGGAGUGUGCAAAUGCACACUUUAGGAGAAGGAUGUAGAAUCAGGACGCAGCCGCWCUUUCCGAUUUACCCACUACACGUCCGCUUUUCAAGUAUUGUAAGUGAAACUUAAUGAGUGGGCUUGUUUUGGAAAAGCAGCAAAAUGCAUGCCAGUCUAGAAAAGUGUUCUUAAUUGGCUGGCUCUCCAUCAAACAAGACACUGUCUUGAAAGGCCCUAAGAACUAUUGUCGGCUUCUAAUUUGGCGUGAAGCUGAUUCCUGAGAGAAGCAAAACAAAACAUUGUUGUCUAUAUCCAUGUACUGUACAUUAGUUCCUAACUGUAACUAAUACGAUUAGUUGGUAAGUGAUUGACCAGAAUGCACUGCAUGUGAAGUGAAUUGGAAUUUCAUCAACUAUAUUUCCUACAAGGAAUUUGUGGCAGUUUUGCCAUUCCCUUAAAAGCAAUGUAUUGCUAAUGCCAUAAUGUGAAGAGUAAUUUCCAGUGUUUUAUAUAAAUUAGCUAGUGUAGUCCAGAUUUUUGUUUUGUCUUUCGUCUCGCUUUGUUAGUUUUUGUCUUUCUUUACAGGUAUAUUUACCCAUUGAAAAAGAAAUUGCCUGUGACACAAUUUGCUUGACUUUUAAAUAUAAUUUAGAAGUCAAUACAUUAGUAAUAAUACUUUUUUUAAUUAUUGGAGAGAAAAAAUCCAAAUCUCUGACCUUAGACUGUCAUCAAGUCUCAGCUUAUUGAUCAUCAUUGUUAAUUUAUUCCACUUUUCGCCUAAGGUUUCUUUUUUAGUCCCCCUUCUGUUGUUACUGAUUUUUGUUUUAUGGAGCCCCGCUCAAUCUAAGUUUUCAGAAAGCCGUUUUAACACUGCACCUUAUUGCAAUUAAUUGUACAUCGAGGUUGUCAAAAAAAGGUCCUCRAUGGUAUUUUUGGUCUGCAAAACCUCUUCACAAUGAAAUCAUGGAUCAAGGAUGAAAAAAAUUGCUCUCAACCGUGUUUCUCUAUGAAUUACAACCCACUCAGGGAUGCAUCAUGGCAUAUCUAAUUUAUACAACUUGAGAUUUUCCUUUAUUUAAUAAGAGAUUGUCCAUUUAGACAUUUUAGCAGUCAACUGCCCGGAUGCCCAUCGAUUGUAGUAGCCCCCUUUUUCGGCUGCACUCUCCCCUCUUUGUGCACUGUCUAAUAUGACCAGUUAUCUGCGUUAUUACUAUGACACUAUUUGAAUACCACUGCGGUCAGAUGUGGUUUGUUUCUGAAGGGUGUUGAUGGUGUAAAUACGGUACAUUUAAAUAUGAACACUUAUUCCUUUAGAUUGUUUUAGAAUGUAUUUGUUUUGUAUAUCAUUUUGAAUAUGUAGACUUGAACCUUGGAGACUAAAGACGAUACCCCAUGCGCUGCCCUUUGUCUUUGCAUUCUGCGCCCAUGCAGAUGCUCACACAUCUUAUGCAGAAGAGUUUAAAAUGAGCCUUAUAAUGGUUAGUUUUAGGGCCAUUGGCUUCUGUGCAGUCAACAUAGUAUUUAUUUUCAAAUGCAAGCAUAAGUAACUUUCUUGGAAUAUAUGACGAUAUUGUUUCACAUGGGACAUAAUGCAAUGAUUACAAAAUUGGAGAGAAGGCAUUAUGCCCUAAUAUGUGUAGAGCAACCUAGCCUUACUACAGGAUAUCUCACUUGCUGUGGCUUACUGAGCUGGCUCCUUGCCUUGUCAAUCUUUGCCAAUGGCUUGAUUUGGACACGCUGCCUGACUACUUCCUCUUGUUAAUCUAGUCUUGUUCAAUGCCUUUUUAGCAGCUGUCUACAAGUGGACAACAGUACAUUAAAAAGAAAUACGUAA